GUGCUCGCGCCCUAAGGUGAUGGGCGGGACUGGGGGCGCGGCCGGGAGCCAGGCUGGGGCGGGGCUGCCGGUGCCGUAGGUGCGGCCGCCUGGGUUGCUACAGGUGCGUUGCGGGAGCCCGAGCGCGAACCAGCCGUAGCGGGGUGGACUGCAGCGCCUAGUUUGAGGCAGCCGGGGAGUCAGGGGAAUUUCAGCAUCUUGAAACAAGAUGGACCCAACUCCAUUUAACAGGCGACAAUGGGCUUCUCAAUCAUUGAGGAUCACUGCCAGAGAACUUUCUCUCGUCAAUAAGAACAAGUCAUCUGCUAUUGUAGAAAUAUUCUCCAAGUAUCAGAAAGCAGCUGAAGAAGCAAAUACAGAUAAGAAGAGAAAUAACACUGAGAACUUCCCCCAGCAUUUUAGAAAGGGGACUCUGAGUGUGUUAAAGAAGAAGUGGGAGAAUCCAGAGCUGGGAACGGAGCCUCAGACAGAAUCUCCACGGAACAGCAGUGGUGAGGUGAGACUGAAGGUCGACCGUCUCUGUGUUCCAGUGGAAAACAACACUUCUUCAGUAGCUGAAACUACUCAAGUAGAAGGGAUUGAUACCAGAUCUAGACUUCAGUCCUCUCCAGAAGCCUUUAUCCAGGCUCAGUAUCCCAGCAAUCACAGUGAAGAAUUUAACGUCCAUUCACUAGAGACUGACAAAAUGGAAAAUUGCCUGAGAGAAUCCAAGCAAGAAGUAGGAAAACCUGAAGCCAAUGAGAACCCAGAUGCUACAGGCAAAAUAGAGAAAUAUAACGUCCCACUCAACAGACUUAAAAUGAUGUUUGAGAAGGGAGAUACAGCUCAGACAAAGAUUCUUUGGGACCAAAGCAGAAGUGCAGGUGGAAGAAGGAUCUCAGAAAACUGCCUUUCUUUGGAAGACUUGGAAACUGGCCCUGGUCAGUUGUUAUCUUCUACGUUUAGUUCAGAGAAAGGUGAGAGUAAGAAAAGUCUAGAGAUCCCUCGCCUUUCUGAAACAUCAAUAAAAGACAGGAUGGCCAAAUACCAAGCAGCAGUGUCCAAGCAAGGCAGUUCCACAAACUAUAUGAAUGAGCUAAAAAAUACUGGUAAUGAAAUCAAAACCCAUAAAUUGGAGCAAAAAGAGAAUGUUCCCCCAGAUCAUGAAGACCGUAUCUCCCAUCAAGGAGAGAAGAUUCCAGCAACUGAAAACAGCCUGACAUUCCAUUCCAACAUUACUGAAGAUGGCUCCUGUAACUCCCAGAGUGAAAGUGAAAUCCAAAAGCCUGUACAUCUCAAGCAGCCAAGUCCUGACUCCAGAGCUGCUGGCUAUUCAGAAAGUUCUCUUCCUAAAGCAACAAAGAAAUUCCAGCUGCCUGCAAAAGAGCCCUGUGUUGAAUGUCAGAAAACAGUAUACCCAAUGGAGCGCCUCUUGGCCAACCAGCAGGUGUUUCACAUCAGCUGUUUCCGUUGUUUCUAUUGCAACAGCAAACUCAGUCUAGGAACAUAUGCAUCCUUGCAUGGGAGAAUCUAUUGCAAGCCUCACUUCAAUCAGCUCUUUAAAUCUAAAGGCAACUAUGAUGAAGGCUUUGGACAUAAACCACACAAGGAUCUAUGGGCAAGCAAAAAUGAAACUGAAGAGUCUCUGGAGAGGCCAGCCCAGCUUAUAAGUUCAACUGAGAGUCCCCAGAACCCAGGAGUCGAGGAUGCUCCCAUUGCUAAGGUGGGCAUAUUGACUGCAAGUAUGGAAGCCAAGGCUACGUCUCAGCCAGAAAAGGAAGACAAACCAGCUGAAACAAAGAAGUUGAGGAUUGCUUGGCCACCUCCGACAGAACUUGGUAGUUCAGGAAGUGUUUUGGAAGAAGGGAUCAAAAUGUUGAAGCCAAAAUGGCCUCCUGAAGAUGAGAUCAGCAAGCCAGAUACUCCAGAAGAUGUAGACCUAGAUUUGAAAAAGCUAAGAAGAUCAUCGUCGCUAAAAGAAAGAAGUCGCCCAUUCACUGUAGCAGCAUCAUUUCGAGCCACAUCUCUCAGAAGCCCCAAAACCCUGUCUCCACCUGUUAGGAGAGACUGGAGCAUGCAAGAACAGAGUGAGAAACUUGAGGGGAGUGCAAUGAUGGAGAGAAAACAGAUAAAGAAAGGCAAAGUCAAGGAGAAUGGGAGUGUGGAGAAAGUGGACUGGAAGAACAAAGAGAGAAGGAGGAGCAGGGAAAGUCCCGAUAUCGAGGAAAGGGAUGAUAAGUUUGUAGAGAAUGGUCAAGUAGUAGGUGCAGAUACAUGUGAAGAUGUAAACACAGAACAUCAGUCCUCACUAAAAUCAAAGUCCCCAAAUUGUUCCAACUACGUGGAUAACAGACCCAUCAAGGAAUUUGCAACUUCUCAGAAUCGGAAAUCUCAGGAUGUGGGAUUCUGGGAAGAAGAAAUAGAAGAGUUAUCAGUGGAAGAGCAAAUAAAGAGGAAUCGGUAUUAUGAUGAUGAUGAUGAAGAAGAUGAAAAAUAAAUGGCUUUUAACUAGAAAAUUUGCAAAGGUGCUGGGCCUUAAAUUGGUAAUAGUGUUAGUAAGCAGCUGCCAUCCGUGAACGUGAUGCUUUAACUGCACGUGAACAGAUAACCUUAGAACUAUAAUUUAUCUGGAAGUAAAUUUGGUAUUAAAAUGCAGUGGAUGGCAUUUCCAGCUUACAAGUACCUCUUCUUAAAUUAUUAGCUUCUUCAGACAAACCCCAUAUUGCUACCCAAAUGAAAAUAAAUGCAAGAGAUCUUGUUACUUAAAUCCUUUGAUUUUAUGCAAAGAUAAUACGUGCAUUAAGUACUUUGAAGUUGAAGUCUUGUACAUUCAAAGACAAAAAUUACACUAAAUGAUUCUUUUCAGGAUUUUCUUGUGUUCUUCAAAACCAGGGUUGCAGCCAGAUUUCAGUGACAAACUAUUACUUCAACAAACACUACCACGGACUAGGGACCAGUUCAGAAGGGUCUUAGAAGCCUAACAAUUAUGAUUGAAUGCACUUUAGCAUAAAGGGCACAAAUAGCAUAUUUUCUAAUGAAAAAUUUAAUUGCUUAGUAUUCAUUCAAGUGAUCAAAUUUUUAGUCUCUUUAAAAAUAAACUCAUUUUCUCCUUUAAAUCAGUUUUAAAAAAUAAAUAUACCAUUUGCGUUUUCCAAGCCGCAUUCUAUAAUGAAAUUGUUAGGGGAUAACACCAGCAAUCUUGGUGGAAUAUCUUUUGAGGGAAUUGACAUUCGUCCUUAGGCGACAGUGUUGGGUUAGGGGUGGGGUUCAGCUAUCACCCAAAUAAAAUACAACAUUUGCCAAGGAGUUUUGACAUCUUUGCAAGAAACUGUUCAGUAUCCUUUCUCUGUAGGAUUCAUGUUCUCUGUAAUUUACUUAAUAUGACAACAUUCUUGAGACUCUUUAAAAACCUGGACCUCUGUGGAGACUUCAUUUGUAAUACUUAAUUAGCUUUGAAAUGUAUCAGUUACGUUAAAGACAAUAUUCCCAAUGUAAAGCUAGACCAGCUGUCGUCCUUUUUCUUGCAACUUGUUUCUUGUGUUAAGAUUUCUGAACACUUCAAAUAUUUGAUUACGUUUAUUUUACAUAAUUUAUAUUCCAGAUUGGGGUGGGGGGCGGGGUUUAAACUGUAGACUUUCGUACUGUCUCUUUAGAAAUUUAGCUCCGAUUAUAUUUUUUAGAGAUGUAAAAUAUUCUGCUUUCUUACCAAUAUCUCUCAUAAUGAAACAUUUUUAUCCAAUAAAGCUUUCCAUUUACAUUUA
Molecule: messenger RNA, 3740 nt
Organism: Trichosurus vulpecula (common brushtail)
Lineage: Eukaryota; Metazoa; Chordata; Mammalia; Diprotodontia; Phalangeridae
Gene: LIMA1
Product: LIM domain and actin binding 1
Exons: 11
Coding region: 209-2476 (755 amino acids)
Biological process (GO): actin filament bundle assembly
Cellular component (GO): actin cytoskeleton; plasma membrane
Molecular function (GO): actin filament binding
Source: RefSeq, a predicted model, not a curated record